Molecule: messenger RNA, 2724 nt
Organism: Puma concolor (puma)
Lineage: Eukaryota; Metazoa; Chordata; Mammalia; Carnivora; Felidae
Gene: RIN2
Product: Ras and Rab interactor 2
Biological process (GO): vesicle-mediated transport; signal transduction
Cellular component (GO): endocytic vesicle; cytosol
Molecular function (GO): small GTPase binding; guanyl-nucleotide exchange factor activity
Source: RefSeq, a predicted model, not a curated record
CGGGCGUGCAAUAGAGCAUCGCUGGGGGAGAUGUCAGCUUGGACCAUGGGUGCCCGCGGUCUGGACAAGCGAGGAAGUUUCUUUAAGCUCAUUGACACAAUCGCCUCGGAGAUCGGAGAACUGAAACAGGAGAUGGUGCAGACAGAUGUCAGCCUGGAAAAUGGCCUGGAACCCAGCGAAGCCCACAGCAUGGUAAGACACAAGGACGAUGGCUAUUCUGAAGAAAAGGAUGUGAAGACUUGUCCCUGGGACUCUGGCUAUGACAGCCUCUCCAACAGACUCAGCAUUUUGGACCGGCUUCUCCACACCCACCCAAUAUGGCUGCAGCUGAGUCUGAGUGAGGAGGGGGCAGCCGAAGUCCUUCGGUCCCAACCUCCAGGGAUCUUCCUGGUUCGUAAAUCUACCAAAAUGCAGAAGAAAGUCCUCUCACUUCGCCUGCCCUGUGAAUUUGGAGCCCCACUCAAGGAAUUUGCCAUAAAGGAAAGCACAUACACCUUUUCCCUGGAAGGCUCAGGAAUCAGUUUUGCAGAUUUAUUCCGGCUCAUUGCUUUCUACUGCAUCAGCAGGGACGUUUUGCCGUUCACCUUGAAGUUGCCUUACGCCAUUUCAACAGCCAAGACGGAGGCUCAACUUGAAGAACUAGCCCAACUGGGACUAAAUUUUUGGAGCUCUCCAGCUGACAACAAACCCCCAAACCCUCCACCUCCCCAUAGGCCUCUCUCCUCAGACGGUGUUUGUCCUGCCUCUCGUCAGCUCUGCCUUAUAAAUGGAGUGCAUUCUAUAAAAACCAGGACGCCUUCGGAGCUGGAGUGCAGCCAGACCAACGGAGCCCUGUGUUUUAUUAAUCCUCUUUUCUUGAAAGUGCACAGCCAGGACCUCAGUGGAGGCCUGAAACGGCCCUGCACAAGGACUCCCAACGCGAAUGGCACCGAGAGGCCUCGGUCCCCCCCACCCAGGCCCCCGCCACCCGCUAUUAAUAGUCUCCACACAAGCCCUCAGCUGUCCAGGACUGAAACCCAGGCGAGCAUGCCAGAAACAGUCAACCAUAACAAACAUGGGAACGUAGCUCUGCUUGGAACGAAACCAACCCCCAUCCCUCCACCCCGGCUGAAGAAGCAGGCUUCUUUUCUCGAGGCAGAAGGCAGCGCAAAGACCUUGACCGGCGGCCGGCCUCGUCCUGGCCAGGAGCGGGAGCCGGAGGAGCCCGGGCCGGGCACAGCUGGCGGGCCAGGUGGGGCCCCGCCUGCGGAGCCUCCGGAGGAUUGCACAAGGGCCGCCGGCCCUGAAUCACGGCCCCCGUGGCAUGGAGGCAGACAGAGGCUGAGCGACAUGAGCAUUUCCACUUCCUCCUCCGACUCGCUGGAGUUCGACCGCAGCAUGCCCCUGUUUGGCUAUGAGGCGGACACCAACAGCAGCCUGGAGGACUGCGAAGAGGAGAGCGACCAGGAGACCAUGGCCCCCCCUGUCAAGUCCAAAAAGAAGAGGAACAGCUCCUUCGUGCUGCCCAAGCUCGUCAAGUCCCAGCUGCGCAAGAUGAGCGGGGUGUUCAGCUCCUUCAUGACCCCCGAGAAGCGCAUGGUCAGGAGGAUCGCCGAGCUGUCCCGGGACAAGUGCACCUAUUUCGGCUGCCUGGUGCAGGACUACGUGAGCUUUCUGCAGGAGAACAAGGAGUGCCACGUGUCCAGCACGGACAUGCUGCAGACCAUCCGGCAGUUCAUGACCCAGGUGAAGAACUAUCUGUCUCAGAGCUCAGAGCUGGACCCCCCCAUCGAGUCGCUGAUCCCCGAAGACCAAAUCGAUGUGGUGCUGGAAAAAGCCAUGCACAAGUGCAUCUUAAAGCCCCUGAAGGGGCACGUGGAGGCCAUGCUGAGGGACUUCCAUAUGGCCGAUGGCUCGUGGAAACAGCUCAAGGAGAAUCUGCAGCUUGUGCGGCAGAGGAACCCACAGGAGCUGGGGGUGUUCGCCCCAACCCCUGAUUUUGUGGAUGUGGAGAAAAUCAAAGUCAAAUUCAUGACUAUGCAGAAGAUGUAUUCGCCGGAAAAGAAAGUCAUGCUGCUCUUGAGGGUCUGCAAGCUUAUUUACACUGUCAUGGAGAACAACUCAGGGAGGAUGUAUGGAGCUGAUGACUUUUUGCCAGUCCUGACCUACGUCAUAGCUCAGUGUGACAUGUUGGAACUGGACACUGAAAUUGAGUACAUGAUGGAGCUCUUAGACCCAUCACUGUUACAUGGAGAAGGAGGUUAUUACUUGACAAGCGCCUAUGGGGCACUUUCUCUGAUCAAGAAUUUCCAAGAAGAACAAGCCGCAAGACUGCUCAGCUCAGAGACCAGGGACACCCUGAGGCAGUGGCACAAACGGAGAACCGCCAACCGGUCCGUCCCCUCGGUGGAUGACUUUCAGAAUUACCUCCGAGUUGCAUUCCAGGAGGUCAACAGUGGCUGCACGGGAAAGACCCUCCUCGUGAGACCUUACGUUACCACCGAGGAUGUGUGCCAGCUCUGUGCCGAGAAGUUUAAGGUGGGGGACCCUGAGGAGUACAGCCUCUUCCUCUUUGUUGACGAAACAUGGCAGCAGCUGGCAGAGGACACUUACCCUCAAAAAAUCAAGGCUGAGCUGCACAGCCGGCCACAACCCCACAUUUUCCACUUUGUCUACAAGCGCAUCAAGAAUGAUCCUUAUGGUGUCAUUUUCCAGAAUGGGGAAGAAGAUCUUACCACCUCAUAG